Molecule: messenger RNA, 1927 nt
Organism: Salvelinus sp. IW2-2015
Lineage: Eukaryota; Metazoa; Chordata; Actinopteri; Salmoniformes; Salmonidae
Gene: mpi
Product: mannose phosphate isomerase
Biological process (GO): GDP-mannose biosynthetic process; carbohydrate metabolic process
Cellular component (GO): cytosol
Molecular function (GO): mannose-6-phosphate isomerase activity; zinc ion binding
Source: RefSeq, a predicted model, not a curated record
GGAAAUCUCCAAUUGAUUUUCAGGUCGGGAAGUCGGAGCUGCAGAAAGAUGACAGAGUAUCCGUCUUGAUAUUCCGAGUUGGAUGACCAUUAAACAAAUGUUUCUCCGAGUUCCCGUUUGUCUUGAACYCACUGAAGUCGGAAGUCAGAGAUUUCCGAGUUCCCAGUUGUUUUGAACGCGGCAUAGGAUGAGCCCAUGGCCAUAUCAAGACGUCAGAACUACAGUGAUAGCCGACGUUGCAGCCAUGGAGGAAGUAAYAGUAUUCCCGCUAUCCUGUGCAGUGCAGAACUAUGCAUGGGGGAAGGUCGGUCUGGACAGUGAGGUGGCCAAACUGGUUGUUGGUGGYGAUACCUCGGCUGUCAUUGAAGCUGACAAACAUUAUGCCGAGCUUUGGAUGGGCGCUCACCCCAAAGGAGACGCCCUCAUCAAGGAUAACCGGAUAGCCCAGAGGACGCUCGGUCAGUGGAUUGCAGACUACCCAGCAUGCUUGGGGUCAAAGGUCAAAGACACCUUCCAUGGCCAGCUUCCCUUCCUCUUCAAGGUCCUGUCGGUCAACACCGCUCUGUCCAUACAGGCCCAUCCGAACAGGGAGUUGGCUGGACGGCUCCAUGCUCAGUUUCCAGAGCAUUAUCCUGACAACAACCACAAGCCUGAGAUGGCUGUCGCACUCACCCAUUUUGAAGGCCUCUGUGGCUUCAGGCCCGUGGAAGAGAUCAUUGGCUUUCUCAAAUCCGUGCCAGAAUUCCACGCUCUUGUAGGGAACGAGGCGGCAGAGGAGCUGGUGAGCAGUAUAGGGGAGGCGGGCCGCACCUCGCUGGCCCUGAAGAAGUGCUUCACCCGCAUGAUGAACUGUGAGAAGAAAGUGUUUGUGGACCAGCUCAACAUGCUGGUGAAAAGAGUCACUGAGGAAGCUGCUGCAGGGAAGGACACAUCGGGCAGUAACAGUGAACUGUUGCUCCGGCUCCACUCCCAGUAUCCGGGUGACAUCGGCUGUUUUUCCAUCUACUUCCUAAACCGCAUGGUGCUGGAGCCAGGCGACGCCAUGUUUCUGGGUGCCAAUGAACCACACGCGUACCUCAAUGGAGACUGCAUCGAGUGCAUGGCCUGCUCGGACAACACGGUGCGCGCCGGCCUGACGCCCAAGUACAUCGACGUCAGCACCCUGUGUGAGAUGCUGGACUACAGCCCCGCUCCAGCCAGCGCCAAGAUCUUCCCCUCCAUACAGGACCCCUCAGACCCCUUUGUCUACCUCUAUGACCCCCCUGUCCCUGACUUCACUGUCAUGAGGAUACAGGUGCCAGCCUCAGUCAGACAGUACACGGUGGCCCCGGUGGACUGUGCGGGCAUCCUGCUGGUGAUUGAGGGCGAGGCCACCGGCACCUCUGCCGCUGCCCUCUCUGACAUCACCCUGAGCCGGGGCACCGUCCUCUUCAUCUCAGCCAAUGAGAGCGUCUCCCUUCACGUCACCUCCCCCUCCGGAAUGACCAUGUACCGGGCCUGCAGUCUCCUGUAGCCCCAGGCCUUCUGAUAAUGUUUUCUACCAACGUCAACCCAACCUGUGGUUCUGUGUCAUUCGUCAUGCCAGGAUGUUCCCUGACAUAAGGCCAGUAGUGAUAGGCUACUAACAGUUUUAACCGUAGUCUAUGUGCAGUUCCAUUCAUUUUUCUCAGACAAUCGCCCUGACAGGUCCAGGAACAUGCACAGCUAGUGUGUACUUGCUGUGGUCCUUCUUAUUCGMCCCAUGUUUCUGUGACAGUUUAUACAGUAUCGAGGCAGUGAUUAUGGAGUUUUCAUUGGUACAGUAUGCCUCAGCUCACAUCUCGCUGUAAGUGUCACAUACUCUGUCAUUGCUGCUGAUUUUAAUUGAGCAUGUUGUAAUUAAUUACCUCAUAAGCAAUCAUUUAUUMUAUUUUUUUCAGUGGGGGAA